AACCGGGGAAAGGCCGGCGUCCUACAUAAAGCGCGCGGGACGGGGAGUCGCGGAGGCACUCACAGGCGAGCACCGCUGCGGGAAGGAAGGUUCCGGAGAAGACUUCCAGAAGAUAAAAAAAAAAGAUGAUGAUAAUGCACCCCCAGGAUCAGGAGUUCCCUCUUGGGAUCUGUUUGACCACCUUGAUCCUCUUGGGCAGCUUUGUCUCAGUGGGAGGAGCUGCUCUGAAGCUGGAGGCUCCACCGGACGUCGGCGCCACUGUUUUGAACCACUCCAUGAGCCUGGUGCAGCGAAUGGAAGGCCUGCUGGCCGGCGGCAACGGCAGCGACGUCACCCUGCGCGUGCACACCAUCAACACGGAUGAGGUGAAGGUGAUCCAAGCCCACAGCCUGGUUCUCACCAUGCAGAGCGACGUGUUCGAGGAGAUGCUGCUCAACCGCAUUAACGGCACGGUGGUGCUGAGGGAGACGCCCGACUGCGCCGCUGUUUUUGACAAGUUCAUCAGGUAUUUGUACUGCGGCGACGUGUCGCUGCGGCUGGACCAGGCUAUUUCUUUGCACAAGCUGGCCAGCAAGUACCACGUGUGGGGCUUGCAGCAGGGCCUGACCCAGUACAUGACCCAACAUCUGUCCAGCGAUUCUCCCACGGGCCACGUGGUGGGCUGGUACAACUACGCCCUGCAGACCGGAGACAUGUCCCUGCGGGACAGUUGCCUGCAGUACCUGUCCUGGAACCUGUCCUCCGUGCUGCAGAGUCAGGAAUGGGCCUCCAUCAGCGAGGACCUGCUCCUCUCCUUGCUCCGCCGCUCGGAUCUUAUUCUGCAGAGCGAGCUGGAGCUCUACGAGGCCCUGGAGGUGUGGAUCGACCAGAACCAGCCUGACGCUAAAACGGUGGAGACGGCGCUGAGGGCGGUUCGGUACGGCAUGAUCCCGCCUCAUUACCUCUUCCGUCUCCAAAAGCAAUCCGCCCUCAUGCAAAAGAACUACGAGUCCAUCCGGGAUCUGCUCUACCUCGCCUUCCAGUUCCACUCGGCCUCACCCAUCACCUUGGCCAAGUACUUUGACGUCAACUGCAGCAUCUUCACCCCCCGCAACUACCUGUCCUCCUCCUGGGGCUCCCCUUGGAUCAUCAACAACCCCACCCGGGACGACCGCAGUUUCAGCUUCCAGACGCAGCUGGGCCCCAGCGGCCACGACGCCAGCAAGCGCGUCACCUGGAACUCGCUCUUCUCCCCCCGCUGGCUCCCGCUGAGCGCCAGGUCCACCUACACCGAGAUGGGCGCCAUGCAGCCCACGCGCACCGACGGGGGCCGACCCCGCAUCAUCGUGACGCCGGCCACCUCCAGCGCCGACUUUGCCGGGGUGAGCUUCCAGAAGACGGUGAUCGUGAUGGCGCGGCAGCAAGGGAAGGUGGUGGUCCGGCACGUUUAUAACUUUCACCAGAGCACGGAGGAGGCCGGAGACUUCUUGGCGGGGGCCGACCUGCAGCGUCGCGCGUCAGAUUACCUGAUUGACAGCUCCCUCUACUUGCACAUCGUGAUAAAACCUCUCUACCAUACCCUCCUGGUUGCAAGGAAAUAAAUUCACACACCCUCUCGUAGGCAAAGAUACUCAUAUCGCAGCACCCUCAACAUUUUUCACUACUUUGUCUUCCAUUUACAGUCGUGGUCAAAAGUUUACAUACACUUGUAAAGAACAU
Messenger RNA from Entelurus aequoreus (snake pipefish), 1698 nucleotides. RefSeq names its product BTB/POZ domain-containing protein 17-like. NCBI's taxonomy places the organism in Eukaryota, Metazoa, Chordata, Actinopteri, Syngnathiformes, Syngnathidae. The record is from RefSeq and is a predicted model, not a curated record. Gene Ontology annotation, molecular function: protein binding. Bases 126 to 1580 code for a protein of 484 amino acids. The transcript has 3 exons.